AUGGCUAUUGUGAAAAGAGGUGGUCGUACCAAAACAAAACAACAACAAGUACCUGCCAAAUCUUCUGGUGGUGGUAGUAGUGGUGGCAUCAAAAAAGCCGAAUUCGAUAUUACGAAAAAGAAAGAAGUGGGUGUAUCAGAUUUAACUCUUUUAUCAAAAAUUACUGAUGAAGCAAUUAAUGAAAAUUUACAUAAAAGAUUUAUGAAUGAUACCAUUUACACAUAUAUUGGUCAUGUGUUGAUUUCUGUCAAUCCAUUUCGGGAUUUAGGAAUAUACACCCUAGAAAACUUAAAUAAAUAUAAAGGAAGAAAUAGAUUAGAAGUACCACCUCAUGUGUUUGCCAUUGCCGAAUCGAUGUAUUAUAAUUUGAAAUCAUAUGGUGAAAAUCAAUGUGUCAUUAUAUCAGGGGAAUCAGGGGCCGGUAAAACCGAAGCAGCAAAACAAAUAAUGCAAUAUAUUGCUAAUGUUUCCGUUAAUCAAGAUAAUGUUGAAAUUUCCAAGAUUAAAGAUAUGGUUUUAGCAACAAAUCCACUUUUAGAAUCAUUUGGUUGUGCUAAAACAUUAAGAAAUAACAAUUCUAGUAGACAUGGGAAAUAUCUCGAAAUUAAAUUCAGUGAAGGCAAUUAUCAACCAAUUGCAGCUCAUAUCACCAAUUAUUUAUUAGAAAAACAAAGAGUUGUGUCUCAAAUCACUAAUGAACGUAAUUUCCAUAUUUUUUACCAAUUCACAAAGCAUUGUCCUCCACAAUAUCAACAAAUGUUUGGUAUCCAAGGACCAGAAACUUAUGUUUAUACUUCAGCAGCUAAAUGUAUCAAUGUCGAUGGAGUUGACGAUGCAAAAGAUUUCCAAGACACUCUUAAUGCCAUGAAAAUCAUUGGAUUGACACAACAAGAACAAGACAAUAUAUUUAGAAUGUUGGCUCUGAUUCUUUGGAUAGGUAAUAUUUCAUUUGUUGAAGAUGAAAAUGGUAAUGCUGCCAUUCGUGAUGAUUCAGUUACAAAUUUUGCUGCCUAUCUUUUGGAUGUUAACCCAGAGAUUUUGAAAAAAGCUAUCAUUGAAAGAACUAUUGAAACUAGUCAUGGGAUGAGACGAGGUUCAACUUAUCAUUCACCAUUAAACAUUGUCCAAGCCACUGCUGUACGUGAUGCACUUGCCAAGGGGAUUUAUAAUAAUCUUUUCGAAUGGAUUGUUGAAAGAGUUAACAUUUCAUUAGCAGGUAGUCAACAACAAUCAUCGAAAUCAAUUGGGAUUUUGGAUAUUUAUGGGUUUGAAAUUUUUGAACGUAAUUCUUUUGAACAAAUUUGUAUCAAUUAUGUCAAUGAAAAAUUACAACAAAUUUUCAUUCAAUUGACUUUAAAAGCUGAACAAGACGAAUACGUUCAAGAACAAAUUAAAUGGACUCCAAUUGAUUAUUUCAAUAAUAAAGUGGUGUGUGAUUUGAUUGAAGCCACUAGACCUCAACCUGGGUUAUUUGCCGCAUUAAAUGAUUCAAUUAAAACUGCACAUGCCGAUUCAGAAGCUGCCGAUCAAGUAUUUGCUCAAAGAUUAAGUAUGGUGGGGGCCAGUAAUCGUCAUUUUGAAGAUCGUAGAGGUAAAUUCAUUAUUAAACAUUAUGCUGGUGAUGUCACUUAUGAUGUUGCUGGUAUGACCGAUAAAAAUAAAGAUGCCAUGUUGCGUGAUUUAUUAGAAUUGGUGUCGACUUCUCAAAAUUCAUUUAUUAAUCAAGUAUUAUUCCCACCAGAUUUGUUGGCCCAGUUGACCGAUUCAAGAAAAAGACCGGAAACCGCAUCUGACAAGAUUAAAAAGAGUGCUAAUAUUUUGGUCGAUACUUUAUCUCAAUGUACCCCUUCAUAUAUUAGAACCAUUAAACCAAAUCAAACGAAAAAACCUCGUGAUUAUGAUAAUCAACAAGUUUUACAUCAAAUUAAAUAUUUGGGUUUGAAAGAAAAUGUUCGUAUUAGACGUGCUGGUUUUGCUUAUCGUUCGACAUUUGAACGAUUUGUUCAAAGAUUUUAUUUGUUAUCGCCAGCAACAGGGUAUGCCGGUGAUUAUAUUUGGCGAGGAGAUGAUAUUUCUGCCGUUAAAGAGAUUUUGAAAUCAUGUCAUAUCCCACCUUCAGAAUAUCAAUUAGGGACAACUAAAGUUUUCAUCAAGACUCCAGAAACUUUAUUUGCCUUGGAGGAUAUGAGAGAUAAAUAUUGGCAUAACAUGGCAGCAAGAAUUCAACGAGCUUGGAGACGUUAUGUUAAGAGAAAGGAAGAUGCAGCAAAAACUAUUCAAAAUGCUUGGAGAAUUAAAAAACAUGGUAAUCAAUUUGAGCAAUUCCGUGAUUAUGGUAAUGGAUUAUUACAAGGUAGAAAAGAACGUCGUCGUAUGUCGAUGUUAGGGUCCCGUGCAUUCAUGGGUGAUUAUUUGGGAUGUAAUUAUAAGAGUGGAUAUGGAAGAUUUAUUAUUAAUCAAGUUGGAAUCAAUGAAUCAGUAAUUUUUUCUUCCAAGGGUGAAAUUUUACUUUCCAAAUUUGGUCGUUCUUCCAAAAGAUUACCUCGAAUUUUCAUUGUUACGAAAACCUCAAUUUAUAUCAUUGCCGAAGUAUUAGUGGAGAAAAGAUUACAAUUACAAAAGGAAUUUACUAUUCCAAUUAGUGGUAUAAAUUAUCUUGGAUUAUCGACAUUCCAAGAUAAUUGGGUUGCCAUAUCAUUACAUUCUCCUACACCAACUACCCCUGAUGUAUUUAUUAAUUUAGAUUUCAAGACUGAAUUAGUGGCACAAUUGAAAAAAUUGAAUCCUGGGAUCACAAUAAAAAUUGGUCCUACAAUUGAAUAUCAAAAAAAACCAGGUAAAUUCCAUACUGUCAAAUUUAUCAUUGGUGCAGGUCCAGAAAUCCCAAAUAAUGGUGAUCAUUAUAAAUCAGGUACUGUUAGUGUCAAACAAGGAUUGCCCGCCAGUAGUAAAAAUCCUAAAAGACCAAGAGGGGUUUCUAGUAAAGUUGAUUAUAGUAAAUAUUACAAUCGAGGAGCAGCAAGAAAAACUGCUGCUGCCGCACAGGCUACACCAAGGUAUAAUCAACCAACACCAGUUGCUAAUUCAGGUUAUCUGGCUCAACCGGCAUAUCCAAUACCACAGCAACCACAGCAAUACCAACCACAACAGUCACAACAACAAACACCAUAUCCAACUCAAUCAUCAAUCCCAUCCGUUAACCAGAAUCAAUCCCGUCAACCUCAAAGAAAGGUACCACCACCAGCACCAAGCUUACAAGUUUCUGCAGCACAAGCUGCACUUGGGAAAUCGCCAACACAGCAAAGACAAACACCAGCUCAUAACCCAGUUGCGUCUCCAAAUAGACCUGCUUCUACAACCAUUGCUACUACUACUAGUCAUACAAGUAGACCAGUUAAAAAAACAGCACCUGCUCCUCCAGUGAAAAAGACCGCUCCACCUCCACCUCCACCUACAUUAGUUAAACCUAAAUUCCCUACAUACAAGGCUAUGUUUGAUUAUGAUGGAUCAGUCGCUGGUUCCAUUCCUCUUGUUAAAGAUACAGUUUAUUAUGUUACUCAAGUUAAUGGUAAAUGGGGUUUGGUUAAAACCAUGGACGAAACUAAAGAAGGAUGGUCACCUAUUGAUUAUCUCAAAGAAUGUUCACCAAAUGAAACCCAAAAAUCCGCACCACCUCCACCACCUCCUCCUCCAGCAGCAACAGCAUCUGCAGGGGCUAACGGAGCUUCUAAUCCAAUUAGUACAACCACCAGCACAAACACUACUACCAGUUCUCAUACAACAAACGCAACUCUGAAUGGAUCAUUAGGUAAUGGAUUAGCUGAUGCAUUAAAAGCUAAAAAGCAAGAAGAAACUACAUUAGCGGGGUCAUUAGCAGAUGCUUUGAAAAAAAGACAAGGUGCUACUAGAGAUAGUGAUGAUGAAGAAGAAGAAGACGAUGAUGAUUGGUAG
Candida albicans SC5314 is the source of this 3951-nucleotide messenger RNA. It is a transcript of the gene MYO5, whose product is annotated as myosin 5. Gene Ontology annotation, molecular function: microfilament motor activity; ATP binding; actin filament binding. The record is from RefSeq and is a predicted model, not a curated record. The coding region runs from base 1 to 3951 and encodes 1316 amino acids. Gene Ontology annotation, cellular component: actin cortical patch; plasma membrane; myosin complex. Lineage: Eukaryota; Fungi; Ascomycota; Pichiomycetes; Serinales; Debaryomycetaceae. Gene Ontology annotation, biological process: actin filament organization; vesicle transport along actin filament; endocytosis. The transcript has a single exon.